This is a messenger RNA of Siniperca chuatsi (mandarin fish), 1507 nucleotides long. RefSeq lists its product as uncharacterized. Lineage: Eukaryota; Metazoa; Chordata; Actinopteri; Centrarchiformes; Sinipercidae. The coding region runs from base 72 to 1217 and encodes 381 amino acids. The record is from RefSeq and is a predicted model, not a curated record. Gene Ontology annotation, molecular function: protein binding. The transcript has 8 exons.
GUCGGCCGAGGACACAGAGAGGGUCUCUAUAAGAAGCAGCGGCCUCUCGGUCCUCCUCAUCCUGUCCCAUCAUGUCUCGGUGUCUCCCCGUCCUGCUGCUGUUAAGCCUGACCUGCCUGGCCCGGCUCGGCUCGGCUCUGCCUGUGGACAGCCGGGCCGAGUUGAAGACGGUUCAGGCCGCCCUGGAGGAGCUGCAGGCCGAGAGACGAGCGAUGAGUGGGCGCCUGGAGGCGGCCGAGAGGGAGCUGAAGAGGGUCAAAGAAACGCCUAAAGUUGCGUUCGCUGCCUCGCUUGGAGGAAACGGCCUCUCGAAGACGACGUCCGGCAACAAAGACCUCGUCUACAGGGACGUCCUGACCAACGUGGGUGGGGCUUACAACGCUGAGACAGGUGUGUUCACAGCACCUGUUCGUGGAGUCUACUACGUCCGCUUCACAGCCAACGCCCCCACCGACUCCCCCAUGAGCGCCGUUCUUUACAAAAACGGCGUCGAGAUCCAGCUGAUCGUCCACGAGCAGCCGUCCGGCCAGGGCAGCGACACGGCGUCCAACGGCGGCGCCCUGCUGCUGGAGGCGGGCGACACGCUCUCCCUGCAGCUGUGGCAGGACACUCAGAUCUGGGACAACAGCAACCACCACAGCACCUUCAGCGGCUUCCUGCUGUUCCCCAUGGUGGACGAGCCUCCGACACAGUUUGAAGCCGAGCUGAAGACUCUUCAGGCUUCAGUGACGCAGCUUCAGACAGAAAACCUGGGCGUCCGAGAGAGACUGGAGUCCACAGAGAGGGAGCUGAAGGCGAUGAGAGACGUGCCGAAGGUGGCGUUUUCAGUUUCUCUCGGAGGUAACGGGCUCCAGAAGGCGACGACAGGAAGCGAAACACUCCUCUACCGAGACGUGCUGACCAACAUCGGACAGGCGUACAACCCUGAGACAGGUGUGUUCACAGCACCUGUUCGUGGAGUCUACUACGUCCGCUUCACAGCCAACGCCCCCACCGACUCCCCCAUGAGCGCCGUUCUUUACAAAAACGGCGUCGAGAUCCAGCUGAUCGUCCACGAGCAGCCGUCCGGCCAGGGCAGCGACACGGCGUCCAACGGCGGCGCCCUGCUGCUGGAGGCGGGCGACACGCUCUCCCUGCAGCUGUGGCAGGACACUCAGAUCUGGGACAACAGCAACCACCACAGCACUUUCAGCGGCUUCCUGCUGUUCCCCAUGUGAGGGCCAACGCGACGCGUUCUCACUGCAAAUCAACACCGACUGCUCCGGCUACGCUCAUCUGUCCAAGCUGAACCACAAACUGGUCUUUGGACUGAAGGACACUGGUGCUUUAAACUGACCUCAGCACGACGGCGGAUCCGAGAGGAGGCUGUAAAAUCACGUACACGUUACAUCACUGCUGACUGAACUGGCCAGUGAGACCUCAACAUCUACAUUUCCCGUUUAAUAAAGUUUGACUGGUUAAACUUCCCCUAACUGUUUUAAAGCUCAAAUUAAAAAAAAAGAAACCA